AUGAGAGUGAAGGUUGAUGGUCAGCAGCUACACCAUUUGCGCUUUGCGGAUGACAUCGUACUGAUAACACCUAGCAUCAGCCUAGCGGAACGAAUGCUGACCGAAUUCGACGAAACAUGUGGAUGCAUCGAUUUUCAGCUGAAUCUGCAAAAGACGAUGUUCAUGCGCAACGGAUGGGUCUUGUCACGCUCAACGGAACAAACAUAUCCACCAGCUACGUUUAUCUGGCUCGGGAAUUCAAAACAUGAUGAACGACCUGACCCUCGAGCUGGGCAGGAGGACACGAGCGGCUUAGGGAGCGUAUAA
Messenger RNA from Necator americanus (New World hookworm), 306 nucleotides. RefSeq lists its product as uncharacterized. The coding region runs from base 1 to 306 and encodes 101 amino acids. The record is from RefSeq and is a predicted model, not a curated record. The transcript has a single exon. Lineage: Eukaryota; Metazoa; Nematoda; Chromadorea; Rhabditida; Ancylostomatidae.